Molecule: messenger RNA, 2159 nt
Organism: Monodelphis domestica (gray short-tailed opossum)
Lineage: Eukaryota; Metazoa; Chordata; Mammalia; Didelphimorphia; Didelphidae
Gene: KLHDC2
Product: kelch domain containing 2
Molecular function (GO): protein binding
Source: RefSeq, a predicted model, not a curated record
CUGGUCACAAGGUGGCAUUUGUUCGGUUGUUCAAUCCCCUUUCUGGUCCUAGAACCGUCUGGGCGGCUCGGGUCGGCCUCCAGGAGCUCCCCUAGGCUGGUCGAGGUAGGAAGUUCAAGAAGCGAGAGAAGGCGAUGCGCAUGAGGGAUUCUGGAGGACCGCCACUGGGUGGCGCUGACAGCACUGCUCGGCUUCCGCACCUGCGUCCAGGGUCCGCCCCAGGAGAAACGACGCUUUCCGCUCCAAGGUAUAAACAAGGGGGCUGUCCGGCGGAAGCUCAGGCUCGGGCCGGUGUCGGUUCUCGCGGGGCGGCGAGCCCAGGCCAGGCCAGGCCCUCGACGCUGGCCAGGGCCGUCCGAAAAGUGGCCUGGGCGAGGCGAAGCGAAGCAGCCCGAGCCGGCCGGCCGGUCCCGGGGCUUCAGGGCCCGACCGCUCCUGGGACCUUGUGGCUCGGCUGUUCCCCCCCUCAAACCCCACCCUUGGUCCCCCGACCGCGGAGCUCACGGCUGAGGCUGAAGCGUCUCUGGGGUCGGACGGGCGGCGGACAGCCCGGCCCCGCCUCCUCAGGGGAGGGGGAAGGACUUAGGGCCGGUUUGUUUUCCCUCUCCCCGGGGUCGGUGGUGUCGGUGGUUCUUGAACAAAGAACAAACCAAAAUGGCUGAUGGCGAGGAGGAGGAGCUGCAGGUGGCGGAGCCGCCGCCGGGGCCGGGGCCCGGGCUCGGGGCCGCAGACCAGGAAAGCUUGGAGCUUCUCGAGGCGGCCACUCCAGCCGAGCGGAGCGGCCACGUCGCGGUUAGCGACGGGCGACACAUGCUUGUCUGGGGCGGCUACAAGAAUGCUCAAGUCAGAGGAUUUUAUGAUUUUUAUCUGCCUAGAGAUGAAAUAUGGAUCUACAACAUGGAGACUGGAAGAUGGACGAAGAAAAACACUGAAGGUGAUGUUCCCCCUUCUAUGUCAGGGAGUUGUGCUGUUUGUGUAGAUAGGGUGCUAUACUUAUUUGGAGGACAUCAUUCAAGAGGCAAUACGAAUAAGUUCUACAUGCUGGAUUCAAGGUCUACAGACAAAGUAUUGCAGUGGGUAAGAGUUGAUUGCCAAGGAAUUCCCCCAUCAUCAAAGGACAAACUUGGUGUCUGGGUAUAUAAAAACAAGCUAAUAUUUUUUGGAGGUUAUGGGUAUUUACCUGAAGAUAAACAACUGGGAACUUUUGAGUUUGAUGAAACAUCUUUUUGGAAUUCAAGUCAUCCCAGAGGAUGGAAUGAUCAUGUGCACGUUUUGGACACAGAAACUUUUACCUGGAGGCAGCCUAUAACUACAGGUAAAUCUCCUUCUCCUAGAGCUGCCCAUGCCUGUGCUACUGUUGGAAACAAAGGCUUUGUAUUUGGAGGCAGAUACCGAGACUCCCGGAUGAAUGAUCUUCAUUAUCUUAAUCUGGAUACAUGGGAAUGGAAUGAAUUAAUUCCACAAGGCCUAUGUCCAGUUGGCCGUUCUUGGCAUUCUUUAACACCAGUUUCUCCAGAUCAUCUUUUUCUCUUUGGCGGAUUUACCACUGAUAAACAACCACUAAGUGAUGCCUGGACUUAUUGGAUCAAUAAGAAUGAAUGGAUACAGUUUAAACACAGCUAUGCUGAAAAGCCACGGUUAUGGCAUACAGCGUGUACAAGUGAUGAAGGAGAAGUGAUUGUUUUUGGUGGAUGUGCUAACAACUUACUUGCCCAGCACAAAGCAGCUCACAGUAAUGAAAUACUUGUGUUUUCAGUACAACCAAAAUCACUUGUAAGGCUAAGCCUCGAAGCAGUCAUUUGCUUUAAAGACUUAUUAGCCAGCUCGUGGAACUGCCUUCCAAAGCACUUACUUCACAGUGUGAAUCAGAGGUUUGGUAGUAACAAUACAUCUGGAUCAUAAGACUCUACAGGUCAUGCCUCCAAUAAAUCUUGCAUGGACAAGCAAAAUUCUAAAAGGUGUAAUUAAUUUCACAAAUUGUGGCAUCAUCUGUAAGCUGCGUUGUUGUAAGCUUUUUGGCUUAAAUUUGCAUGUGAAUGGCCUAGAGAACCUAUUUUUGUGUCUGAAGAUAUUUGCAAUAAAUGUAUUUAAUGCAAAUGAUUUUCUUCUAUUAGAGCAAAAAGAAAUAAACAUAUUGGGCAAAAAGUCCAAGAAAUGGC